AUGAAGACACUUGAUAACAAAAGUGGAACUGUCCAAAGAUUAAAAGAUGGCACAAGAGACUCUUCUUUGGCGCUGCCUGCAGAGGUGGCUGCCAACUUCUGCUCGGCAUCAUGGCUGUUCAAGAUUGUCAAAAAGAGGACCAAGAAGUUCAUCUGGCACCAGUCAGACAGAUUCGUCAAAAUUAGGUGUAACCGGCAGAAACCCAGAGGUAUUGACAACAGGGUGCAGAGAAGAUUCAAAGGCCAAAUUCUGAUGCCCAUCAUUGGUUAUGAGAGCAGCAAGAAAACAAAGCACACUCUGCCCAGUGGCUUCCGGAAGUUCCUGGUCCACAGCGUCAAGGAGCUGGAAGCGCUUCUAAUAAUGUUCAGCAAAUCUUACUGUGCUGAGACUGCUCACAAGGUUUCUUCUAAGAACUGCAAAACCAUGGUGGAAAGAGCGGUCCAGCUGGCUAUUAGAGUCACCAAUCCCAACGCCAGGCUGAAUAGUGAAGAAAAUGAAUAA
Molecule: messenger RNA, 501 nt
Organism: Jaculus jaculus (lesser Egyptian jerboa)
Lineage: Eukaryota; Metazoa; Chordata; Mammalia; Rodentia; Dipodidae
Product: 60S ribosomal protein L32-like
Exons: 1
Coding region: 1-501 (166 amino acids)
Biological process (GO): translation
Cellular component (GO): cytosolic large ribosomal subunit; ribosome
Molecular function (GO): structural constituent of ribosome
Source: RefSeq, a predicted model, not a curated record